This is a messenger RNA of Exaiptasia diaphana, 759 nucleotides long. Its product is annotated as anaerobic nitric oxide reductase transcription regulator NorR-like. Gene Ontology annotation, biological process: regulation of DNA-templated transcription. The annotation marks the transcript as partial. Lineage: Eukaryota; Metazoa; Cnidaria; Anthozoa; Actiniaria; Aiptasiidae. The transcript has a single exon. Gene Ontology annotation, molecular function: sequence-specific DNA binding; transcription factor binding; ATP binding. The record is from RefSeq and is a predicted model, not a curated record.
UGCGCCGCGAUCUCGGAGUCCUUAAUCCAAUCCACCCUCUUCGGACAUGUCCGAGGAGCCUUCACCGGUGCCGACCAAAACCGACCGGGUAUUUUUGAAGGAGCGAGGGGAGGCACCGUUUUCCUCGAUGAAAUCGGCGACUUGCCGCUCGCGGUGCAGGGAAACCUGCUGCGAGUGCUGCAAGAAGGCGAGAUCCGAAGGGUCGGUGAUACGUUGGCCCGAAAAGUGGAUGUGCGAAUUGUUGCCGCCACCCAUCGCGACCUUGAAAAAAUGGUAGAGGAAGGGAGCUUUCGCGAGGAUCUCUAUUUCCGCCUUCGGGUGGCAAAAGUCACAUUGCCCGCCCUGCGGGAACGGGACUCGGACCUCGUAUUGCUGGCCGAUUUCUUUGCCCUGCGCGAGAGGGGGACCCGCAUCGAUCCCGAAGCUAGGAAGGCCAUCAGCUCCUAUCCUUGGCCCGGAAAUAUUCGUGAGUUGGAAAGUGUCGUCAGGGUGGCAGCCACCUACAGUGAUUUUGAGGUUAUCCGAACCGAGCACUUAGCCGAUGCGGGCAUUCCGAUCGAAAAACCCAGCUCUUCCGAGCCGGAUUCCGCGGCUCAAGGCCCCAACAAGGAUUAUCACCAGCUCGUAGAAGACUAUCGCAAAGAACUGGUAUCAAAAGCUUUAGACCGUCACGGCAAGAACCAAUCAGCAGCGGCGAGGGAUCUGGGAAUGACCCGCCAAGCCCUUUCUUACCUAGCUCGAAAGCUAGGUUUACUGUGA